GGGAGGCGGGACUUCCGGCAGCGCGUUUGGACAUAAAGUGACAGACUUCGCCUCCUUAAAAUUGGAAGAAAAACCGAAGAACGACGUGGUUACAAGUCAUAGAACAAUUGUGAUGGUUUUCAGACAUGGACGACAUAAACCUUCAUUAUCGUUUUCUGAACUGGAGGAGAAGAAUUCGAGAAAUUCGUGAGGUACGAGCGGUGCGUUACCGGGAGCGACUAAAGAGGAUGCUGAGGGAUGGAGAUGUACUUAGGUAUCAUGGGAAUUCGGAUGAAGUUGGCUGUUUUGUGGCGGCCAGGCCGUUGUCAAAAAGGAACCGCUAUUUUGAAGUGACUAUCAUCGAUACAGGAGUGCGGGGAAUGAUUGCUGUUGGUUUGGUUCCUCAGUUCUACAAGCUGGACCAUCAGCCAGGCUGGCUCCCACAUUCUGUGGCUUUUCAUGCCGAUGAUGGCAAGCUCUAUAACGGCAACACUGUAGGCCAGCAGUUUGGUACAAAAUGCUGCAGAGGUGACAGAAUCGGUUGUGGAAUAUCCCUGGACUCUGACGAAGGACAGUUGACAGUGUUUUUUACCAAGAAUGGUAAUGAAGUUGGCAGUGUGGAGAUCCCAGCAUCUCCCGAGGCUCUGUACCCGGCAGUAGGCAUGCACUCGUUGGGUGAAGAAGUGCUUCUGGACCUGAAUGCUGAAUGGGGCAUGGAGGAGGACGACGGAGAGAUGAUAGUUGACAGUCAUGAAGAGGACUGGGCUCGUCUGCAUGACGUCAAAGUGACUGGCACUCUGCUGAAGUAUGUGGGGAAAGGGAAGAGCAUCGUGGACGUGGGCUUGGCUCAGGCCCGUCGACCUCUCAACACGCGCUUCCACUACUUUGAGCUGGAGAUCACAGAUGCUGGGGAGAAGUGUUAUAUCGCCCUGGGGCUGGCACGCAGGGACUACCCAAAAAACAGGCAUCCAGGUUGGAGCAGAGGAUCCAUAGCUUAUCACGCAGAUGAUGGGAAGUUGUUCCACGGCAGUGGGGUUGGAGAUCCGUUCGGGCCACGCUGCUUUGAAGGGGACAUUAUGGGCUGUGGGAUCAUGUUUCCACGUGACUUUAACCUGGAUGGUGGAGAUGACGUGGACGACUGGGACAUUGAUGUGAUUCCUAAGCCCAGCGAGGUCCAGAAUGACUUAUAUGCAAACAAUGAAGAAGAGGAGGAGGAGGAGGAAAAAGAUUUUGAUGGGAGGAAGGUCAUGGUAUUUUUCACACGAAAUGGAAAGGUGGUGGGAAGGAGGGAGGUGGCCUUACCAGUAACAGGUUUCUAUCCCACUAUUGGUAUGAUGAGCACUGGGGAGAAGGUCAGGGUGGAUCUACACCCCCUCAGUGGCUGAGGAGUGAAAUCAGAGCUUUUCGGAAGUAAUUGAGCCCUGGUACAUUUUGGAGAUUGGACAGUUAAGUAAAUUACACCUCCAAAUGAACAAGCUCCAAAAUGGGAACGGAGGAUGGCUUCUUGAAGGUGUAAGAAUCACUUAACAUGCUGGCAAAAUGUUUUAUUAAGACUGAUCAGAAUAAUAUUACAUUUGUGCGUAAAAAUGCUUUAUUAUGGAGUUAUUUUAUACUGUUAGAAACUGUUGAACCGAUCACGUUUUUUUAAUGGCAAAAUACUGUUUUUGACUAUUUAAUUUCACAGUGUGAAGUUAGCUAAAAUGCCAAAAAGGUUCUUACUAGAAAAAUGAAUGUAAAAGUCAAAAUAUAGCAGACCUCAGCCAACAAAUUUACCUUAUCCUUUAUCAGCAAUAAUACAAAUAAAGAAAUGUGCAGUGCCACUCACAGUCUGCAGCUGUGCUGCGCUCCAGACUCUCGCUAACGGCGUAUUACUGACACUCAGUGGUGAGGGGGGCUUAGUUGGGUUUCCAAAGAAACGGCAGCACAUUGAAUGAACAGCGAGGUCAAUAAAACAGACAGUUGUACUGCUGGUUCAGUGAGAGUGGGUGUUGCUCUGACGUGUUGUUAUUGCACUGAAUUUAUCAGUCAUAUUCUGUGGAAACGGUGCAGGCUGCACGACCAGACACGUGGAGUAAAGUGUAGCAGCAGUUUAAAAAGUUCAAAUUCAAAUCAAAUUCUUGCCACUUUUGAGAUGCAACACUAACCAUUUAACCAACAGUGAAGUUCCUCAAAUGCAACCCACCAAAUAAAUCACGUCAGAGGAACCCCAAAAAUAUUUCAACCCAGCUAUGGUGACAGUGCGAGUCUGCGUUUUUUACUCUCCUGAUGUUGCUUUGAAUGUGUGUUUUUGUUAGUUUUUUUUUUUCCUUUUCAGAAUUUUUUUUCUAAGAAUAAGUACAUGCUCUUUGUUCUUACAGCUUACUGUUUACCCUACGCGUGCAGGAAAAACAAGAAAAUUACUGAUGACUGUAUUUAAACUAAUGAAGGAAAUGCCAACCUCAUUACAACUCUGUGAAACUGAGAUUUACAGGCGUGAGGAAGUCUUGAGGAAUGUCACUAAAGGUGGUAAAAGAGAAAUUCUCAGUUGUUAAAUCCUGUUAGGAAAUGAAAUAAGGGCUAAACUUUGUGUAGCAAUGAUUUUCUUUUUUUUUUUUUUUCUUUUACUACUUCAGAAUCUGAAUAUCUGGAUGAAAAAAUGAAUAUUGAAAUGAAAGCCAUACUGUAAUGAUAACUUGUUCUCAGGUGCACUUGAAAAUGAAAAUUGCCUUCUUGCUAUGUAUUGUUUAACAUGCAAUUGUUUUGUUUUUUCCCAACAUUCUUGGUUGAGUGUUGGUUGCUUAAAUUAAUUUUUUUUUUUUAAUAUGACACAAAAAUUGUAUUCAUCUUAAAUGUUAUAUUAUGUAUUAGUUCAUACAAUAGUUUAAAAAACUUUCUAUUUUUACUUGUGAGUUAUCCAAGAAAUACACUUUUGGUUACUGGUGACAACUGCAGUCAAAGGUGUAUUACUCUUUCAUCAAUGUGUAUUAAUGUUUUUCUUUCUUUUCUUUUUUUUUUAAAUCUGCAAUCGCACACAUUACUAAUUUUAAUAGAUAGGUGUUUUAAUUUCACCUGGAAUCA
This is a messenger RNA of Cololabis saira (Pacific saury), 3036 nucleotides long. It is a transcript of the gene spryd3, whose product is annotated as SPRY domain containing 3. Gene Ontology annotation, molecular function: protein binding. Lineage: Eukaryota; Metazoa; Chordata; Actinopteri; Beloniformes; Belonidae. The coding region runs from base 126 to 1364 and encodes 412 amino acids. The transcript has 11 exons. The record is from RefSeq and is a predicted model, not a curated record.